Lepisosteus oculatus (spotted gar) is the source of this 1411-nucleotide messenger RNA. RefSeq names its product complement component 1, q subcomponent-like 2 (gene c1ql2). Gene Ontology annotation, molecular function: protein binding. NCBI's taxonomy places the organism in Eukaryota, Metazoa, Chordata, Actinopteri, Semionotiformes, Lepisosteidae. The record is from RefSeq and is a predicted model, not a curated record.
ACAAAUUUGUUUCUUUUUAUCGGGGGGUGGGGUGGGGGAAGAAAGCGUUGAUCUCUUAUAUCCACUUUCUUUCUGCUGGGAUUUUGGACGCUCGUCAAUCUUUCACCAUUACUUCCCAAAGCAAAGCGGACUUUUUAUCGCUCGCUUCUCGGAUUCUCCAGAGGAAGCGACUGGUUGCCGCCGUGGUUGGUAUCGUCAUGGUGCUGGUCCUGAUCAUAGCAAUACCGCUGCUGGUCCACACUUCCAAGACUUCGGCUCACUACGAAAUGCUGGGAACCUGCAGGAUGAUCUGCGACCCUUACAACCCCAAGCCCAGCGCCACGGCUGUGGAGGUCAUGCAAGACUUGAGUGCCGUCCCGCCGCCGUUCAUUCAGGGGCUUAAGGGCGAACCCGGGCGACCCGGGAAACCCGGACCCAGAGGUCCCCCUGGGGAACCCGGUCCGCCCGGCCCAAAAGGACCGCCGGGAGAAAAAGGAGAUUCGGGAAAGCCCGGGUUCCCCGCCAUCACCUCGGGAACCGCUGGGACUGAGACUGGAGCUGUUAGCACGGCAGUAAGUGGGCCCAGGAUAGCUUUUUACGUGGGUUUGAAGAACCCUCACGAGGGAUACGAGGUGCUUAAAUUUGAUGAUGUUGUAACCAAUCUGGGAAACCAUUACGAUCCGGCGACGGGCAAGUUCACCUGUCAAGUGUCUGGGAUCUAUUUCUUUACGUACCAUGUUCUGAUGCGAGGUGGCGAUGGGACUAGUAUGUGGGCAGACCUUUGCAAAAACGGACAGGUCCGAGCGAGUGCGAUAGCGCAGGAUGCCGACCAGAACUACGACUACGCCAGCAACAGCGUGGUCCUUCACCUGGACUCCGGCGACGAGAUAUACGUCAAACUGGACGGCGGGAAAGCCCACGGAGGAAACAACAACAAGUACAGCACUUUCUCUGGCUUCAUUUUGUAUCCCGACUAAACGUACACCCAGACGCCUCAGUACUGUACUUGUACUGUAACUCAUCCACCGUCCGCAAACGUCCCUGUACGCGUCUCGUACGUUUCGGUGCGGUUUUUUUUUUUUGGGCGGAAAAUCCGCUUUUGUUUUGGCAGAAAACCGCUACUGAAGACAUUGACUGUUUUAUUUGAAUGCGAUUACAUUUGCUUGGCAGUCUGUGGUGUGUUUAUUUAAAGAGUAUAAAUAUAUAUCAAGAAAUCUAUGUAUACAUAAAAGAGAAAAACCACAACAGACCGGUGAAAGUGAAACGUUGGGCAUAUAUGUGGCUGUUGUCGUGUUUUUUACUUUUCCCGAAGUUUAAAUGUUGUCUAAGCGGGCCUGUUCAUUAUGUUCUACAAUUUUAUUGAUAUAUGUCAUUAGCCAAAUACGUCUCUAAAUAAACGUGUUGUUUUUUUUCUAAAAUGGCUUUGCAAGUU